AUGGCGCACGGCGGCUGUGAGAAACGAGGAAUGCAAAGUUACAGCGCUUGCCAGCCUCUCUUCCCAAUGUACCAGAUCAGAGAUAUGCAACUUCAGGCGGCCGACCAUGAUCUCGAUGCAUUAACAUGUGAGGGGACCCUCGAUGAUAUACGCGAACUCCCGUCCGACGCUCGCCGCGCUGUGCUUCAAAAGUAUCUAGUAACAAGGGAGCCAAUCCUCAUGCAAGAACCCACCGGUUGGUCAAACGAAGAGAGUAUCAAGAGAUUUAUACUUCUGAGAGAGCUCCUCAAGGAGGAUAAAUGUCGACAAAGUCUUCUCCUGGAAGCCCGCAGAGUCUUUUACGAGGACAACUCAUUCAUUGUGUCGUUUGAGGACUUCUCCCGCUUCCUAGAUGACAUGUUAGGUAGUUGGGAGGACGCUGCAGCGGUCGAGACGUUAGUACGCGAUCUCAAAGUAAGGGUCAGAAGAGACGACUGCCAGUGUGGACAAUUAAUGAAGUAUAUGCGGCACACGUCGUACUUUUGCGCAAUGCCUCAACUGCGGACGAUCACAUUCGAGUGGUCCGACUCGUUGGAAGACGCCACCGGCAAUGAUGGCGACGUUACCUCCAGCGAUGAAAGCUAUUGGAACGAUGACCGUACAGAUGAUAGCGAGGAGUCGAGUGAUACCUUGAGAUGGGAGUCGUCGGAUGAUGACAGUAGUUGGAGUCUGGAUGAGGGUGUGGAAGGAUGA
Molecule: messenger RNA, 732 nt
Organism: Fusarium coffeatum
Lineage: Eukaryota; Fungi; Ascomycota; Sordariomycetes; Hypocreales; Nectriaceae
Exons: 2
Coding region: 1-732 (243 amino acids)
Source: RefSeq, a predicted model, not a curated record